ACGCCGACUUCCGGCGGAAGGGAAAGUGAGUUCCGCUCUCCGGCUGAGUGUGCUUCGGCUCCCUUGUGAAAGCUUGCUUAUCUGAGAGGGCACACUUCAAAGGACGGUGAUGGCUUUUGAGCAGACACUCGAAAAGGAUUUGUACAGCAUUCUGGGGGCAGACCCGUCUGCAAAUGCGUCAGACCUAAAACAAAAGUAUCAGAAACUCAUAUUACUGUAUCAUCCAGAUAAACAAAGCACAGAUGUGCCAGCAGAAACCAUGGAGGAAUGUUUGCAGAAGUUCAUUGAAAUUGAUCAGGCAUGGAAAAUUCUAGGGAAUGAAGAAACCAAAAAAAUGUAUGACCUGCAGCGGCAUGAAGCUGAGCUACGAAGUAUGGGGCCAGUAGAUGCACAGGUGUACCUUGAAGAAAUGUCCUGGAACAAAGAUGAUGAGUCUUUCUUUCUGACUUGCCGAUGUGGUGGAAAAUAUACUGUCUCCAAGGAUGAAGUAGAAGAAGUGAACCUGGUUUCCUGUGAUACGUGCUCACUGAUUCUAGAACUCCUUCAUCAGCGCUGAACUGUGCAUUACUGGGAUCCUUUAACUACAGUCAGCAUGGUCCAGAGGCCACUCGGUUUCAAGGAGACAGAUGCUUUCUUCCUAGCUGUAUAAUUUACAAACAUAAGAUCGUCAAGAAAAUACUACUUCAGAUUAACAAAUUAAGGAUAUUACGAAAAGGAUUUCUGGAUUUUCAUCUGACAACUUUUGUUUUCUCCUUGGUACAAGAAGUAUUUCUUAUUUUUAUAUAGUUGACAGUUUUUAAAGUUUAUUCUUUAUAGUUACUAAGGUUUUUGUUUUAAUCUGUAGUGUGUCGGGGGCACAGGACAAUAACUGAGACUCUGAGGAGUUGAUUUUUCUCUUCUUCCCCCAUUGGGUCCCAGGGGUCAAAUUUAGGUCCUCAUGCUUGUGUAAGUGUCUUUACUUGCUGAACCAUCUUGCUGUCCCUAAUUAUGAAGUUGAUGUAAAAGAUGAUGUUUUUAGUUACUAAAGGCAUAUGCCUAUUGCACACCUGUUUCAAAUUCUCAGGCACUUGAAUAAGAUUAGGAUUUUGUGAACAAAGUGUGAGCCUGGCUCUGCCAUAAACAAGGCUGCAUAUAGAUGGCUACAGAUGUAUUUCCAAGCUGCACAAGAGGACCACGUGUUAGGAAAUGUGACUCUAGUCCUGACCCUAGAUGUCUGAAGCUUGUUAGCAGCUUAACUUCAGAUGUAAUUUAGGAAGAGAAAAUUAAACUUGAAAUUCAGAUUUUCCUUUUUUUUUUUUUUUCCCCCGAGACAGGGUUUCUCUGUAUUGUUUUGGAGACUGUCCUGGAACUCACUCUAUAGACCAGGCUGGCCUCGAACUCACAAAAAUCCGCCUGCCUCUGCCUCCUGAGUACUGAGAUUAAAGGCAUGUGCCACCAACGCCUGGCUCAGAUUUUACGUUUUAUUUAAUUGCCUCCCUUUACUAAGGAGCCAUUCAUUUUAUUAUGGUGUGGUGAAGUUGCUCUUAUAAUGAAAGACUACUGACUACAAAAGACCGUACACAUCAUACACCGCAUGACCUCUUUGUAUGUAACAUUUUGUUUACAGUGUAGGCCAGGGACUCUAUGGAGCACCUCUAAUCUAUGUCUAACUGUUGCUGUUGUCGGAAGAGCACAAACUAGGAAUGCUUAGUUCCAGCCUUUUGUGAGGAUGGACAGCUGCUACCUGAGACACACUUGAGAACAAACUGCUUUCAUUAUAAGGCACCACCAAAAUUCAGAUGUAACACAGUCAUCGAGAUUUCUCUUCCAAAAUAUUUUUAUAUAUAAAAUUUAGAAAGAAAACUUGUUUGGAAUUUUUAUCCAAAUACUUUUAAUUAAUGUAUAUUGCAGAAUGUGAUGUUUAUGCUUAAAUUUAAUUAGAAACAAAUAAAAUUGAGUAGCAAAUAGUUUAUUGAUAAAUUCAUGGUUUCAACCGCAGUAAUAAAUUCAUAUGAAUAGAAGACAAUAAUCAAGUCAAAAAAGUAAAUGCUUGCUAAUCAUCAGAAAAUCUGUGGCCAUUUGGGCUGUCACGCAGAAAUCCAAAAUCCCGGAAAGGCCAAAUCUGCAAAAUGAAAAUACAAUUGAUGGCAAUUAAUGAAAAUUCUUUAUCAUCAUGACAUUUUAUGUAUCAGGACAUUUUCUUUUCCUGUUCUCUCUGUUAGAUAAUACAGUGCAUUCUCUUUAUCAAUUACUCUGAAAAUAAACUUGUGUAUGUAGCCUGGGACAUUCAAAUAUGAUACCAGAAAAUAUGUUUGUUUAAUAUAUCUAUAUAUGUUUGUGAAAACCUGUCUUCAUUUACAUACCAAUCUAUGGUACUUGAUACUUUAAGUUGCUUAAAUAUGGCAUCUGUUGAACAGUAUACAGUUGCCCUUAAGUACUUUUUCUUCUUAAGCCUUUUGAUAAAAGGGAAGCAGGUGUGGUGACGCACACCUGUAAUCCACACGUAUGAGACAGAGACAGGAGGGUGGAGAAUUUAAGGCCAGCCGGGACUACAGAAUGAGGCUCUGUUUCAAAACAAAAUUAUAUCAACCAAUAAAAAUGACAAUGUCAUCCAAGGCUUGAACAUUCACUACAGCCAUAUGCCCACGAUUCGCUAGCUGUAUCUGAUUGGAUUCGCCUGCAUUCCAAGUAGAAGUGCUUGCUACAGUGCCAGGAUAUGACUAUGACUAUAAAAGAGACACAUAGCAGAAUAUGAUUUCUAUAAACUCAUAGGCUCCCUAAGCUACUACUGGUUUAGUUUGAAUUUUAUUAUAAAAACUUCUCUUAUUCCCCAUAAGAGCAGGGACUGGAGGGGAUAAUUUUUUGUCUUUGGCUCCUAAGUAAAGGUAAAAUGUUCAUCAAAUGCCGUCACUGUACCAAUUAAGUCAACUUGGCAACCCAUGGGUUUCAAAAUUCAAUUUGAGAACCAUCUCCCAACUCAGAGAAAAAGCUGGCAUUUUAGGCAUUAAAGCAUACCUUAAAGAAGAUCCGCCCUCGUAUUAGUCCAUAUGGUAUAGGCCCGUAGUACCUGGAGUCUGUAGAAUUCUGUAAGUUAUCACCUUCUAACCAAACAUGACCUGUUGGCACCUGGGAUUAGUAAAGACAAGCAGGUCCUUUUAGAAACAAGAAAACCUCCACAGAAGACUGCCAGUAAAAAUAUGUCUCUUAAGGGCCAGCCUUAUAGUACUUACCUAGAAUCCCCACACUCAGGAGACUGAAGUGGGGGAUCAUGAAAUAAAAGCCAGCCUGGCUACACAAACACUGUAAGAAAGAAAGACUUCAUUUGGACAGAGCAUAUGUCCUAAAGUCUUCCUUUAUUCGUGUCAUAAGAAUGGCUACUUUUUGUUUUCAUUUCUUACUAAAUAACUAACUAAAUAUCAAAGGGUUUCACAUUUUUAAAAGAUCUCUUUAUUAUACAGUUCCCAAACAUUAAUUUGUCAAAACCCCAAACUAAGGUUGUAAGAAAUCAAAACACUGUGGCAGUGUCAUUAAUUUAAUAGACUUCAAAAGAGGUCAUUAGGCUGCUGACUGAAAAUGUGCCCUCUUGUUGUAAUAACAGCCUAAGCAGAGCAGCCAGUCAGCAACAUCCUGGGGCCAGUUCUAAGGCCAGACCUAUUAGAACACUCAUGAUGAACUAAGUGGUAAUGGAUUGUGACAUCAAUUACGGAUAAUCUCAUCAUUUUAUUGCAGUGGGCUUGUCAGAGUUCUAAUUAAGACCCCUGUCCUGCCUUUGUACAGGCCAUAUCGUCAUUGCCUUAUAUGUUGAUAAUGACCAUCAAGAACCAGAAGGACCUAUUAUAAAACCAUCAGUUGCAAAUUAAUGACAGUGACCUUCUACUAGAUGAAAAGAAAAAUCCUCUGUAUUAACUGGUUAAAAGUUUUAAGUGUUUACUCAAUUGCAAUCCCUUUAGGAAGGUGAUAGUUUUCAAAAAAUGAAUUCCUCUUAUAUGAGACAAUCCCCCCAUCCAAUAUAAACUUAGAAGGUACUUUCUGGCAGCAAUCUGUACAUUAUCUUUUUAUGUUUUUAUUUUACAGUUUUUGUGAUGCAGGAAAAGUUGGUUCAUUGACCAGACCAAAACAAUCUAUUGGGAUCAUUAAAUUAUUUUUGGCAAGGCUUAAUAGGGCAUACUAUAAUUUUACUGUUUUGUAUUACAAUUUUCUUUUUGUAUAGUCUUACAGGCAUUUAAAUUUUAAGUUCAUUUUCCUAAGAUUAUAUUUCUGGGAUAGAUAUCUUGAUUAGAGGAACUAGUUUCGGGUGAUAGAGCUGAUAACAUGUCUAGUGACUACCUAUAUCAUAAACUGACAGAGAGGUAGGGAAGUAUAAGGUGUUCAAAUAGAAAAGCAAGUAUAUAUUAAGUCAUGUGCAAAAUGAACACUGAAAUCUGGAAAAGCCAAGUCUACCUAUCAUAUUCUGAAGUUUCACUUCCAGAGAAGAUGCAUAAUAAAGAACUCUUGUAUUUAUAUUUCUAUGUUUGUUGCUGGAUCCUAAAAUGAGUAAGGGACACCAGUAAGAACAAAAAAAAGCUGCUUUACAAAUAGGGUAAUAAACUAACAGUCUUGGGAGAUUGCUACCAGAUAAGGCCCCAUGGCAUUACAUUCCAGCUUGCCUGCCUAUGCCAAAAACUCUUUUUAAGUUUUUUGGGCACUAGUCAUAUUAUACCAACCUUGCUUGGGGUACUUGAUUAAAACAACAUCCUACUUUCAUGUUCUUUUUGUUGUUUUGAGACAUUGUCUCAUGUAGUCUGGCCUCAAACUGUAGCCAAGAGGAUGGCCUUGAACUCCUAAUUUUCCUGUUUCCAUCUCCAGUUCUGGGAUUGUAGGUAUGCAUCACCAUGCCUGAUUUUCUGUGGUGCUGGGGACUGAACCCAGGGAUACUGUAUUCUAGGCAAUCACUCUACCAACUGACCUACCUCUCCAGACUGCUUUUGUGUAUCUCUUUUUACUGUUUUUAUGGCAAAAUAAACAAGUAGAUAUUAAUGCUAUGAUUUUAUUUUUUAUUACUUUGUAUUACCAUUGUCAUUAAACUUUUGGUAAACCAAUGGUAAGAAAUAGUACUUCUGUAUUUUUAUUUAUUUUUGUCUUGGUUUCAAAAUUGAGUUUGUGUGUGUGUGUGUGUGUGUGUGUGUGUGUGUGUGUGUGUGUGUGUGUAUGCGUGCGUGUGUGUGUGUGUGUACAUGCCAAGAAGUGCCUAUGGAGGUUGAAAGAUAACUUGAAAAAGUUAGUGCUCCUUUUCCACCUUGUAGAUUCAAGAAUUGAGCUCAGGUCAUUGCAUCAGGCUGGAGAAAAUACCUUUACCUGCUGAGCCAUCUCCACUCUGCAAUUUUGAGUGAGGCCAAAUCUCUUUUUAUUUAGAAGACAAUGUAAGGUCUAGGGAUACAGCUUAGUGGCAGAGUUCUGUCUACCAUAUAUGAGUCACUGCAUUCAUUCCCCAACACCUCCAUCUUCCAAAAAACAAGCCAAGCAAACAAAAAAAUCCAAAACCUGCUUCACUAUGUCACUGCUACUACUACAGUGUUUUACUACAUCGCUUUGGUUUAACUGGCAAAAGGUUAGUCUCUACAUUUGUUUUCUGAAUAUAUUCCAUUAAGGUCAGCAGAGUGUUUGCACCUGCUUUGCAUACAAUGGUCCUUAUAAUCUCAACUUUCCUAUCAACCUCCAAGUGGUUCUUAUGUAAUAUAAUAUAGACUUUCUAUAAAGUGGGCAAUACUCUCUCACAACCUAUUUGUAUUUUUUAUAUUAUGUUUGACAUGAUUAUGGAAUUUAUACAUUAAAUAUUUACCUUUUA
Messenger RNA from Mesocricetus auratus (golden hamster), 5803 nucleotides. It is a transcript of the gene Dnajc24, whose product is annotated as DnaJ heat shock protein family (Hsp40) member C24. Bases 110 to 556 code for a protein of 148 amino acids. The record is from RefSeq and is a predicted model, not a curated record. The transcript has 5 exons. Gene Ontology annotation, molecular function: ATPase activator activity; ferrous iron binding. Gene Ontology annotation, biological process: positive regulation of ATP-dependent activity. NCBI's taxonomy places the organism in Eukaryota, Metazoa, Chordata, Mammalia, Rodentia, Cricetidae.